Hypomesus transpacificus is the source of this 1022-nucleotide messenger RNA. It is a transcript of the gene sprn2, whose product is annotated as shadow of prion protein 2. Lineage: Eukaryota; Metazoa; Chordata; Actinopteri; Osmeriformes; Osmeridae. The coding region runs from base 9 to 449 and encodes 146 amino acids. The record is from RefSeq and is a predicted model, not a curated record. The transcript has a single exon.
CUCCAGUCAUGAUUAGCCAGCAGAAGCUUUUUAUCCUAUGGACAUGGAUGCUACUCGUGGCGACCUUAUGCCCGGGUGUCCAGCCCAGACGCGGGGGCGGGUUCAAGGGGCGAGGGAAGGGUGUGGGUCUGGGAGGCAAAGCUCCACCUUCCCAGAGUCGUGGCUCCUCAAAGCAGGGGUUGAAGCUGGCCGGCGCCGCCGCAGCCGGAGCCCUGGGAGGAGCUGCCAUUGGCUACGGGCUGGGAUCCCUCGGUAGGCCGGGACAUGGUUACGGGCGUGGCUAUGGAACCGACUCCGAUGGCUACUACCCAGAGGGCCAGGGCUUUCACAACCAGUCUGACUGGCGCCUGUACAGAAGUGCUGCUGACCCUGCGACCAAGAGCAACGUCAUCGCCACGCUGGGAUCUGCACUGCUUCUCUGUCUAGGUGGCUGGAUGAGGGCUUUCUAGUCACAUCCCGUUCUUAGGGAAACUCGGCUGAUUCUGAAAUAAAAGGUUACUUAGAACCGAUUGGUCUUGCCGUUCUUGGGUAUCAGGAUUCUUAAUUGGAUAAUAGCAACAUCUGAAGGCCCACUGGGACUGUUGUAAACCUCUGGGACCUCAUUAGCAGGGUGUGGCUGGGUUAUGUUAUUGUGAAUGUGUAGUGAUGAUGUGCGACUAUAGAGAGGGGAGAGGCCUGGGUAAUGUUCAGCUGCCUUUACUGUAAUGGGUGGAAAGAGCGAGAAGGAAUAGUUCAUUGCUCAUGUGCAUCUCCUUUGCUGUAAAUGUUACUGUUAAAGGACAUUCAUCUUAGUGUUACUUGUGUAGGCAAGAAAAGUCAUACAAAUGUUGGAUGAACACUGUAACGCACUGGGUUUCGGGAACUUCAGUUAAUAAAGAUGCCUUUGUUGAUGACGGGAAAUAGUUUGAAAUAUGUCUGAAAAAUAGAUGCCUGUACAGGGUCUUUGUAUUCGUCUUCGUGUGACUGGAGGCAAGGAAAGUCAUACAAAUACAGUUGAUAGACAGUCACGCACUGCGUUUCAA